AUGCCAAGGAUGUGGGAAGUCGACAGCGGAGCGACUCACCACAUCUGCAGCAACAAGGCCAAGUUUACCGUGCUGAAUGAGCAUGAUGAAGGUCAACUAUCGGUGGCUGACGGAAACAAGGCCGCAAUCAAGGUUGUAGGAGCCAUCACCGAGCGAGUGGUUUUGCCUAAUGGUAACGAGUGCGACAUUGAGAUUAAGGAUGCGCUGUUCGUGCCAAACAUGACCAAGAAUCUACUCUCGGUACCGCAGAUUAACAAGAGCGGCAAGUUUUAA
Messenger RNA from Peronospora farinosa, 273 nucleotides. The record is from the annotation of a GenBank genome assembly. NCBI's taxonomy places the organism in Eukaryota, Oomycota, Peronosporomycetes, Peronosporales, Peronosporaceae.